AUGGAGAGGAAGGGCUCGGCGGCCGGAGCCAAGGGGAACCCGAGUCCGCCCGCGGCCGGCGAGGCGCAGCGGCCCCAGCCGCCGCUGUGCGUCCCGGGCGGCGGCGGCGGCGGCGGAGGGACCCCGGCGCGGGGCCAGGCUGGGGCGGCGGCCGAGCCCGCCGAGUUCAUCCGGCGCGCGCACGAGUUCAAGAGCCAAGGGGCGCAGUGCUACAAGGAUAAGAAAUUCCGCGAAGCCAUCGGCAAAUACCACCGGGCGUUGCUGGAGCUGAAGGGGCUGCUGCCGGCCGCCGGGGAACGGGAACGGGACUCGCGCGGGGCCUCCCCGGCCGGGGCCCCCAACCCCGGCCGCCUCUCGGAGGAGCAGAGCAAGACGGUGGAAGCCAUCGAGAUCGACUGCUACAACAGCCUGGCAGCCUGCCUGCUCCAGGCUGAGCUGGUGAACUAUGAGCGAGUCAAGGAGUACUGCCUCAAAGUCCUGAAGAAAGAAGGGGAGAAUUUCAAGGCCCUUUACCGGUCCGGUGUGGCCUUCUACCACCUUGGAGACUACGACAAAGCACUCUACUACCUGAAAGAGGCAAGAACCCGACAGCCAACAGACACCAAUGUGAUUCGAUAUAUCCAGCUGACGGAGAUGAAGCUCAGCAGAUGCUCCCAGAGAGAGAAGGAAGCCAUGUAACCAGAACACCUUUCUAGAGCCGCGCCUGGCCCGGGACAUCCAAGCACCGCGUGGUGGAGAGACCCUCCCUGGGUUCUGUUCCUUUCUCCUCACUUCCUCCUCCUAUUAUCCCUCAUCUCCUUAUCUACUCUCUUUGCGCACGGAAGGAGACCUGCGGGUUUGGAAUCUGGUGGGCUGCCCCAACAGUGGAAGACAGCCUCCUUUCAGGAGGGGCAGCUGCUGAAAGAGACCCGGCUUUGGCAGGAACAGCCGGAGAGGACUGUCACAGGUUGGGAGUGCCAUUAUAGCUUUGACUUGGGCCAGUGCUCCUGACAAGAGGCAGAGCCCGGCAGGUGGACCCUCCCAGAGGCGUCAGGCAUGGAGCCCACGGCCUGGACCCCUCCACAGCUUCUUCAUAGACUGGAGCAUCUCACGGCAACUGUGAUGAAUCCAGGAGCCAGACAGACACCAGAAGCAUCGGUUAAGCCCACAGAGUCCGAGAAUUUGUACACUGGAUUUCUGCACACACACACACAAUGCCCGCUCCCCACCCCCAAGAACCCUCAGCCCCUGCUUCCCUCCCUCCCUCGUUGUCUCGUUCUGUGCUUUCUCCUCUCCCCCUUGGGGAUCUGAGACUCCGCCUGGAUUCACAUGCCAUCGAAACCCACUCUCAGUGCCCGCUGGUGACCACACAUACCAUUCCCCCAGACUCCCGCCCAGCAGGCAGCUAUGACUGCAGAAGGUCAGGGUAGAGUGGGCCAAGGACUGACCACAUAGGACUGGGGGGAGGGAGAGAUGACGUCUAGUGGACAGAGCAUUGUGUAGACUGGGAAACUGAACUGUGGACGAAGUUAAGUGUGAAUAAAAAUAAAUGAACAGGCAGCAGUCCCUGUCACUUCUGUUGGAAGCAGCCCACUGCCUCACGUUUACUCCCUCCCCCAACCCUCAGUCAGAGUUGCUUACAGCCAGGCAGGAUGGGGCUUCCCCCAGAGCAAUGGGCCACUUGUCCAGUGAUGUACAAUGCUGGUUGCGCCUUUGUGCUCUUAGAGUAGGCUGGGAUUGUGGAGACCACCCAGGGACUUGGCUGGGUGGGAACCUGUAAGCCCCUUUUUGAUGAAAUUAUCUGGACUCAAUAUCUAGCACGUAGAAUGCGUUCAACAAAUAUUUGUUGACUGAGUGAAUGAUGACUGCAGACUGGUUCUCCUGCCUUAAACUCAUUUUAUCCCAGCCUAGGCUCCAGAUACUUAUGCUUUUUUUGCGAUGCCAUGUAGCUUCAGUCAAAUAAGAAACAUUUACUGAGGGCUUCUUGUUUGCCUGUCAUUGUGCAAUAUGCCCUGGGACGAAGGAUGUAGUCCUGGUCUUCAAGGAGAUGGAAGAGUUGAGAAAUAGUUAUAGGAGAUUAUUACCAAUGACACCUUUAAUUUAUAUGAUGCUUUAAGAUUUUCAAAGCACUUUCAUGUAUUUUUUGUGUGAUCAGUGAGACAAUACUGUACAAAUUAAAAUAUAUACAGAUGCAAUAAUGUUAAUAGUGAGCAUUUAUUAAAUGCAUUCUCCUCAGA
Molecule: messenger RNA, 2216 nt
Organism: Dama dama (fallow deer)
Lineage: Eukaryota; Metazoa; Chordata; Mammalia; Artiodactyla; Cervidae
Gene: TTC9
Product: tetratricopeptide repeat domain 9
Exons: 3
Coding region: 1-678 (225 amino acids)
Molecular function (GO): protein binding
Source: RefSeq, a predicted model, not a curated record